Coprinopsis cinerea okayama7#130 is the source of this 1018-nucleotide messenger RNA. RefSeq names its product pirin domain-containing protein. The coding region runs from base 59 to 964 and encodes 301 amino acids. The record is from RefSeq and is a predicted model, not a curated record. The transcript has 11 exons. NCBI's taxonomy places the organism in Eukaryota, Fungi, Basidiomycota, Agaricomycetes, Agaricales, Psathyrellaceae.
GCUCAUCGCCCUCUGCAUCUGUUAUCUCGCCACACUACCUCUGUUUAACACAGAAACAAUGUCGGUUGCGCGAAUCUCCAGAAGUGUCGUGAAGAAGGUUUUUGCCAUCGAGCAAUCCGAGGGUGCAGGUGCUCGUGUCAGAAGGAGCAUCGGUUCAAUGAACCUUAGAAAUCUGACGCCCUUCCUAAUGCUCGACCAUUUCCACGUUGGCAAUGGCGCAGGCUUCCCCGAUCAUCCUCACCGUGGCCAGGCUACCGUGACUUACAUGAUCGAAGGUUCGAGUCGCCACGAGGACUCUGCCGGACACAAGGGAACCAUUGUUGCUGGCGGUGUACAAUGGAUGUGCGCUGGACGAGGUAUCAUCCACGCUGAAAUGCCUGUGCAUGAACCAGGCAAGCCUGAUCCCCGUGGCUUCCAGCUUUGGGUGGAUCUCCCUAAACAGUUCAAAAUGGUCGAACCCUCUUACCAAGAAUUAGGGCCCGAAGAGAUCCCUGUUGCAUAUCCCGAAGGGAAGGAUGGACCAACCUCCAUUAAAGUCAUCAGCGGGAAGAGCCAUGGGGUGGAAUCUCCCGUGCGGCCUCUUGGAGGUUGCUGGUUCUUCCACGCGACUUACAAGCAGAAGAAAUCGACCAUUUUUCAAGAGAUUCCCGCGGGAUGGACCACUUUUGCCUAUGUCUUCAAGGGCAAAGUCUCUGUCGGCGAGGAUCAGACCAUCCAUGAUUCGUACAAUACCCUCGUUUUCUCUAGCGAGAAAAAUGAGACUGGCGUUUCCAUCACAGCUGAAGAAGAUGGCACCGAACUGAUCUUGGUUGCUGGAGAGCCUUUGGACCAGACUGUAUUCCAAUACGGGCCUUUCGUUAUGACAACCAGGGAGGAGAUUCAGCAAACAUUGCGGGAUUAUCAACUGGGGCAAAACGGCUUCGAGAAGGCGCACAGGUGGAAGAGCGAAAUUGGAGGAUUGUAGAUUAUUGCUCCUGGAUAUACCUGAGCCAAAAAAUAUCUAUGUCUUUUUUGAGGA